Molecule: messenger RNA, 6635 nt
Organism: Astrephomene gubernaculifera
Lineage: Eukaryota; Viridiplantae; Chlorophyta; Chlorophyceae; Chlamydomonadales; Astrephomenaceae
Source: the annotation of a GenBank genome assembly
CAUAAGGGCGUUUUAGAGCGCUUGCGCAAAGUCAUGGUAGCCACACUGGGUGCAUUGCUUGACCGCAUGCAUAAUUACCGGUAUGCCGAGACCAGCAGGGCGACACGGAACAGUGUUGUCCACGACGGACUAAUGGGCCGUUUAUUAGGAGCUCCUGGGUUGCAUAGGUUUUGCAGCACUAUCGCGUUGUUCCUUGCGGGACAAAUCAUUUUCCUACUCCUGGCGACAUCAGGCGCACUCAAAUCGUCUAAUGGAAUCGGCAUUACUGUCGAGGACCUGCUGGCCACCUCAGACCUCCUCCCCCAGGGCAUCCUGUACCUGCAGCCGCUGCGGGAUGUUUCAAAUCCCACGACCUCAGAACUACCCGCAUCAAACGUCGUCCUUCAGGGAUUGGGAAGCAGCGUGCUGCAGAAGGGUGGUGGCGACGGACCUAUCUGGUAUCAAUAUCCACCGCUUGCCCCCCCACCGUAUCCCCUGCCACCUGGGAAUCCUGUGUCCCCUGGCAGUCUCAGGCCCGACCUGCCACCCCCACCACCUGCGCCACCCCUAGAGCUGUUCACACAGCUGGAUUGCUCGGGGCUUCAUGGGUACUCCUUGGCAAAAGUCCCUAUAAUUGGCUUGAAGCCAGGCCAGCACCUCACGCUGUCGUCCCUGUCAGUCUCCAUGGUGGACCUUUCUGAGCCGCUGGGGCCGGCAGCCAAUGUACUCAUGACUCACCUCUCGCCCUCUGGCCUUGUCCGUGUGCCCAACGGGGCUACACUGACGCUUCUACACGUUACUCUUUUGUUGCCAGUCAAUGACAUGUUAGCCUACCUAUCCAGCCUUGGUCAUGCUAUUAGUGCAUGGCCGUACAGUACGGCAGUGACCAUCUCGGAGAAUGUUGUGUACAUUGGAAACCUCACCACCACAGCCUUGGCAUUGGACGGAAGUGACGACCCAGGAACAGCAGGGGGAGUGGUGCAUUGGUCGAACGUCACCAUAAAAUGUCCGAGCCCGAAGUCAUUUUGGGACAUGGGCACACCAGUCACAGUAAAUAUUGUGAUGAAUGCAUUGGACCUAACAUUCAUAAGCUGGGUGGGGCCAGUGUUUGUUGGCACGUUCUUUCUACCAUUGGCACCUGACGUGGUGGCACUACCUGUAAGCUGGGAACAGGUACUGCUUCUUGAAGGCCAGCCCUUGUGGGUGAUGUUGGGGAACCCUCAGCGCACUACAACUCUGGAUUUGUCGGGCGUGGAAGGUGCCUGGGUAACCAGUGGCUACGUGUUUUCUGGUGGUUUAUUUGCUCCAUCAGAGGUGGCGUACUUGUUCGAUUUGACGCUCGUCAACUUGCCGUACACAGUGCAACCGAAAGUUGCCAGCAGCCUCCUGGCGCUUAGUUUGCAGAGCUUUCACAUCGACAGGAUUUUAUCUGGUUUGGGCCCUGCCCAGCUGGUUCUCAAGCGCUGUACGAUUGUCGUACCGGACCAGGAGGUUGCCUUCCUGGAGCGAGCAGUGCUGCUGGGGACUAUGGAGGCCAUAUCGGCGCUGUUCACUGUAUUUGAUGUGCAGCUCCCAGUAGCGGGCGUGUUAACCACAAACUCAACAGGUGGAGGUCAGCUGCUGGUGACCGGGCUCAGGAUCGGGAACCAGGUCUCCCUGGUCAACUGCACCCUGCUCUCCGCCAGCCGCUACUCGGCACUACCAGGUGCCCAGCCGCUGCUGCCUUCCUCGCUUGUGUGGCCACCGGAGGUGCUGCAUGGAGAUGUGCAGGUGGCAGCACAGUGGGGGCCCCUGGGGGUUGCCUUUGCUCAGGGUAUCCAGGACGCACUGUCCAACCUCGACUCAACAUGUGGCCCACUACCGGCAGGCAGAUCCCCAAUCACCGCCAUUACCAGGUGUGACGAUCAGAGCAUUCCGGCACUGGCUUUUGCUGCUACGGACGAGGCCGACACCAUCCGUGUCUCCAGCGGUGGACUACAGGCGUCUGCCAGCGAGUGCAUCGUGGGGGGAUAUCCACUGGCACGUGGCCGUACCUUUGUUGACCUCAAGGGCACCAUCGGCCGUGUUGAGCUGCAGCGGCCCAUCACGCUCCGGAACCUGGUGCUGUACAACCUGGCUCCGGGCGGCAUGUACCCGCUGCUGGGGUCUGGGGGCAGCAGUGAUGGCAGCGGCGGCAACGGCCAACAGGAAAUGCCCUCAGAACCCGCGGCCCCUCCAUUGUACCCUGUGGUGCCCGGUGCCUAUGGCAGCAGCGACGGCAUGUACCCACCGCUGGGGUCUGGUGGGUAUGUGGGCUGCGGCAGCAGUUACAGCUAUAUCGCCAAUGUCGUUGGCUCCCAGCAGGCAUCAGCUCCAGUCCAAGCAACUCCUCAGCUGGAGGGCGCAGAUGCCGCUUGGACCAACAGCUCCCUGCCGCUGUGGUUCUUCCGGAUGGCUAGGGAGCCCGCCGGUGUCACCUCUGACACGCAGCAGCCGCAGCAGCAGCCACUGCUGGUGCUAGAAAACGUGACCCUUGUAAUUCCGGAGGUCGAGUGGCGAGCAGUAGCUGCUUUGCUAAUGCAAUCUUUCCCUGCGGUUGAGGCACAACAACAACGGAGAAACUUGCAAGAGCACGGCUGGGAAGCGCCACAUGAGCAGCUGCAGCAGCCAGACUUGACACGCCGGUCUGGGAAGAAGGGGGAGCAGCAGCAAGGCAGUAUGCUGCCAGGUGCACAUGCAGUAGGAAAACAGGAGAGCAAGGAGGUUGUGUCAGACUCGGAUGCAGGUGACACUGCAGUUAUGCAGCGACAAGCAAUCCGCAGGCUGCUGCAACUUUCGCCAGGAUCGCUGGCUUCACCACUGUCUGGAAGUUCGCUACUUCGGGGUAUAGCGGAUUCGCCACUUUCAGAGCCUCCAUUAACACCCAUGCCUAUGUCACCACCCGCACCACCGUUGUCACCACCAACAUACCUGGUAGCACCGCCGCCCCCAUCACUUCCUGUCCUGGCUUCUCCACCGUCACCUCCUUAUGAAGUCACUGCUGGACUGGCACUGUUGGAGUUUGCCGCCGCAUCACAGGUUCUGUCGUACAACUACGACGCUGGCGAGCUGGUCCUGGCGGUUGCACGGCACUACGGUUGGGUUGGCACCAACGUGACACUGACGUACAAGUUGCCAGCGGACGCUCCGAGCAGUGCGAGCCUUCUGUCGUAUCCGCCACUUGUCCUGUCGUACCAGGAUCUUGCAGUGGCGAAUGGAGCCAUGGAGGACCAUGACAUGCCGCCCUUGUCGGGAUCUGGCUCUCCCUCUCCGGCCCCCCAACAACAGCCGGACCAUGGUGUCAGCCCUACUGAUGUCAAGUACGGCGGCGGGCUUCCUCCUGCCGUAUUGCCCCAGGCAUCACCACCGUUCCCUGCGGGUAUACCAACCCUGCCGCUUCCUAGUGGCGCCAGCCACCCUUCCUGGGUGGUGCCGGUUGCCAGCUCCCUAGCCGCCGCUUGCAGCAUCGUUUUCCUUGGAGCAGCAGCACUUCUGGUUGCCAAGCGACGGCGACGUAUGGCGGCCGGUGCCCAUUCCGCCACUCAUGCUGCCGCCUCUGCGGUCAAACUGGAACUCCACGGCAAGUGGCGGCCUGACUUUGGAGGUAGCAGCCCGACCUCAUGUACCAGCCAGGGAUGCAAAAAGCAAGCGAAAGAAGCAGGAGGCUUGAGUGAGGAAAGCAGGGCCAGCAUGGGCAUCAGUGCUGGUGAAGGAGGUCAGGACAGCCAGGGGGCUAGUGAGACUGUAACAUGCACGAUGGCGCUGGCCACAGUGACGAUUAACCUGUCGAGCCCCACGGGCCUUACUUCAGAGGUUGGGGCCACGCUGGAAGGUGGCCGGAGCGGCUCCAAGCUUUCACAAGGAAUUGCUGGGGUUAUUCCCUCCAUGAGCACAGCUGGCAUGGAGUGUGUUCCAGUAACGAAUAGCCUAAGCCUCUUUGAGGCCAACCGCCAGGUCAUUAGGAGUGUCUUGAAAGCAGCGGGACCUGCUCCAGGAGCCGAUGUUGUGGACCGGCCCCAGCAGCAAGAGGGAAGACUACAUGGACGGCAGCACCAACGGGUUGAAGGAGCCCAUGGAGGCAGUGCUGUCGGACUUUAUGGCCCAGCGCAGAUAUUGGAGGCACGGACAGGCGAGGGACGGCUAGUAAACUACAUAAGCAGUAAUGCUCGUCUUGAAGAACUCAUGGCGUACUACAUUGGUCUGGAAGGCCGUGCUGGGUGGCACUUGACUGCAUACCAGCCAUCUCUGAAAGAACAGCAGCCAUGGAAGGGUGCUUUACUUAAGGGUAGCACCACGGACGAAUACGAGUCCCAGCCGUUGGGCCCAGCAGGCGCGCCGAGGACUGCUGUGGUGGUGUACGGCAAGCAGCUGGGCACCCAUCGAAGCAUGCAAGACACCAUCAAUGCCAUCGAGGCGGAGUUGCGAGACCCAGAUCUACACGUUCAUUCUUUGUUGGGCAUCGGAGCCUAUGGCUUGGUGUACGGCGGCACAUGGCGGGGCCUGCCAGUGGCGAUCAAGGUGUUGGUCGUGUCGGAGGGGCCCAUGGGUCAGGAGAGCCAUGCCAGGCACCGGGCAGUGAUGGAGGCGGCCAUUUCCAUGAGCCUGACACACCCCAACAUCGUGGCUACGUAUGCGUAUGACAUAAAGGCGCUGGUGUUUGAGCCGCGUAAGCCCGGAGCUGCAGACCUGCAAGCGACGAGCGUGGCUGGAGUGGGGGCGGUGGCUGGAGACUCGCAUGGAGACUUAAGCAUCUCUGCGGGCUCCUAUAAGGAGGGAGUGGCGGCCGUGGACAGCUACAAGCUGUACAUAGUGCAGGAGCUAUGCAAUGCGGGCACUCUGCGCCAAGCACUUGAUCACGGUGUGGCUGGCAGCGUCCGUGCUUGUGGUCUGCUCCGAGUACUUGCACUGCGGCUGGCUUUGGACGUGGCGCAGGGCAUGCGGCAUAUACACGGCUGCCGUAUUGUGCAUGGAGACCUGAAGUCGGAUAAUGUGCUGCUGGCACACGGCCCACGAGCUGCUUCCUUGAACGACGGCAAGGAGACGCUGGACCACGGACCACAAGCCACACCUGGUGGUGAGACACAGCGAGACACAGCCGUGCAGCCCGGGGCAGUCCAGCAACCGCCACAGCUGGGCCUCGCAGUGGCCACAGCUGCAGAGACAUGUGUGAGCGAGCUUGCAACCCCAGAAGAGGGCAAAGGCGAGCUAGCAGGGAACACAACCGCCCUUGCAGGUGCGUUGGCAAAGCUGCAGCUGACGGCCAAGGUGGCAGAUUUCGGGCUCAGCCUGCCGCUGCCCGAGGGAGCCACGCACGCCUCGCAGCGCUUCCAGGGAACUCCUGCCUACAUGGCGCCGGAGGUGGCGCUUGUUGGCCACAUGUCCCCUCGUGCGGACGUUUGGUCGUUUGGGCUGCUGCUGCUGGAGCUCUACUACGGCUGCACAGUUGCUGACAUGGUGUCUGUGCAGGGGGAAGGCGGACACGAAUCAGGGGCAGCAGAAGAGAGCAGUGACAUGGGCUUUGAUAAAAACCAGGUCCAGGCCCUUGUCCCAAUCCUCAUCAAGGACAUGGUGGCAGCAGCACAUGUGCCGUAUGCAAAACUGGUGACAGCGUGCCUGGCGUCCGACCCACGGGUCCGUCCAGAUUUUGGGGGAAUCAUUCAGCGCUUGGAGCAGGUGUUGGACGCAGUUGAGCCGUGCGUGUAGUAAUCCGGGCAUAACUUGUGGUUUUGGCGUGAUAAGAGAAAGAACAUAUCCGUUUGCUAGUGAAUAGUGGUACAUUCGUUUCAUUCGCAUAGGCGCAUAGGCACGAGUGAGCACAUUUCAUCAUGUUUCCUAUAAUCAGCAUCACCUUGUCCUCACCUCAUCCCAUGUUUGCAUCGCAGCAGUGUUUACGUCCAGUAGAUAGUGUUUACGUCCAGUGUCGGCUCAUGUGGCUCUACUGCUUUGGUUACAUGCUCUAAUGUGGACAGGGAAGCUGUUGACUGCACAUGCAUGCGGCAUGUCAUGCAUUGCAAAAAUGCUUCAAGGUUUUCGCAUGUAAGGGAUCGUUUCACGACGUCUCUCAUUGCAUUCAAGGGAUGCCGAAGUAUGUCGGCUUUGACUGCAAGCUGAUCAUACGUAUCUGACGAUGAAUCUUGUGGAUAAUACCGUGAAACCGGCGGCACGGUCAUGCAUGUGCAAAUUCCGGAAAGGGUUGAUUGCAUUCCAUACACACGCGCAUCAGCAUGUAUGAUUCCAUCUUGAUUGCUUUCAUGUUUUGGGUAGCGUAGGUCGAGGAGAAUGACACAUCUAUUGGCCACUGCAACAAUAAGGGUUUCAAUAAGGGUUGUCCGUAGGUCCGCAAAGAACUGAACUUGCAGGCAUCAUGUGCAUGCAUGCGCGGGGUGCUGACGGGUGAACAUCGAAUAAUUGUGCUGCUGUCAAAGCACCUUUACCUCUUGAACGAAGGCGUUUCCGCGAUUAUUAAACGGGUUUUGCGUGGAGGUUCCCUCGGUGGGGGUAUCGGUAUGCCUUUUUUGGUUUCGGGUUGAAAUGGUGCUUUGUCACUUCUAUGACUUGGACUCUACAUUUCUGGCCUGAACCAGUUAUCAUUUACAAUCAUGUAUGGCUGCACUCCUGUAACAAAGAGGAUACAAAAA